Messenger RNA from Mauremys mutica (yellowpond turtle), 6901 nucleotides. RefSeq names its product poly(ADP-ribose) polymerase family member 4 (gene PARP4). Gene Ontology annotation, molecular function: NAD+ poly-ADP-ribosyltransferase activity. Lineage: Eukaryota; Metazoa; Chordata; Testudines; Geoemydidae. The record is from RefSeq and is a predicted model, not a curated record. The transcript is spliced from 38 exons. Bases 207 to 5795 code for a protein of 1862 amino acids.
GCGACCGCUCCCUGCCUCCCAGGUUGGCGAGGUGACCACGAGCGAUGUUGAGUCUCUGGCUUUUAGGGGCCGAGGGUUUCUCAGGGCUGCUGCCCGUGCCGCCGCCGCCAGCCUUGUUAAACAGCGUCACGUAUCAUCAUAAACGGAGGCAUGGGCCUGCCAGGGUGGACUAGGAGGCGUUAGAGUCGUGUUGGGGAUUCCCUUGAAUGAUGACUGUGGCAAUCUUUGAAAACUGUGUGUUCUUUCUUAAAGUGAAACAUUUACCCAUUCAGGAGAAGAAUAGACUGAGAACAUGCAUUAAAGAAAAUGGCGGAAUAAUUUAUUUUGUGCUAAAUCAUGAGUGUACACAUGUCAUUGUGGAUAAUGUUGCUGUACUCAGAUCUUAUCAUCUGAAAACUAUUGAGAAGUAUCGACUCCCCAUUGUAAGUGUUGAUUUUGUAUGGAAAUCAGCUGAAGAAGGAAAACUUUUACAGAUUGAUGACUAUGAGUCUAGUAAAUCAUUGGAAGGUAGUUCUGAUCAAAAGCCAAGCCAUUACGGUGAGAAAAACCACUCCUUUUCUGAGCAUGACAUUAAGGAGAAACAGGAUGCCACUGAGAAGAAUGAAAACUGUGGCCCUGAUCCCACUCCCUCGGAAGUCAGUGAAAGCUCCGUUGGGCCCAAUAUGGAGAGCAUCAGAUUUUAUACAGAAAAUGAUCAAGAUAUUCCUUAUUUUCCACAAGAUUUUGAAGUUGCAAAAUAUGAUGUCCUGGAAAAAAUUAGUACUGAGAAAGGCAAACAAGUUGUAGUUAUUGAAUUGCAGUGUUCCCAGGAAUCGUGUGAGUUUCCCUUUCGAAUAUCUGCACACUUCAGCAUGUCAGAUGGAUUCAAGAGUAAAAAACAGUUCAUAGCAACUAAGACUUCUGAAGAAGUAAGAGAAAAUUAUGAGAUUUAUAUUGAAGAUUUGAAGAACCAGGAUUUUCUAUUAAGAGAAACCUUUCCACCAGGUGCAGACUAUUUAGUCUCUAUGAAAUUACAAGAGCUACUUCUAGAGGAAGCCAUAAAUUCAAGCACUUUAUCCCAAGAAACUAGUGCUUUUGUGGAACUGAUCUGGGCAGAAGCACUUGGUCAUUUGGAUCAUUUACUACUUGAACCAGUAAACAACAUCAGCCUAAAUGAUGUGAGCAAAGGGGAAGGUAUUCUACUUCAAAUAAAGAAUGCAAUGAAUGAGGGAACAGCAGCAAAGGCACUGAAAGCGAUGAUGAUGGAGUUCUAUCGAAUUAUACGUCACAAAAGUGGAAUUGACUAUAAUAUUACCAAAAAACUGUUAUCUAGCAAACAGGACCUCUGUCAGCUAAUCAGAGACAUGCUUAAUGUCUGCGAAACAAGUAUGUCAAGCCCUAACCCACCAUCUCUUGCUAAAUACCGGUCUUUAAGGUGCAAGAUACAAGCUAUCAAUCCAAACAGUGAAGAAUUUCUCAAUGUUAAACAGCAGGUGUUGAAAAAUAAUCACAGUGACUGUCCAGUGCAAGUUUUACAAAUAUACAGAGUUGGCAGAAUAAGUGAAACAGCAGAGUUUCUGAGCAAUCUUGGGAAUGUUCAAUCCUUAUUCCAUGCAUCAUCUGUGCGCAACUUCGUUGGAAUUCUCUCCCGAGGUCUCCUUUUACCAAAGAUAGUGGUUGAAGAUCAUGGCAUGGAAAGAACUGAUAUUGGGAACCUGGGGAGUGGCAUUUAUUUCAGUGAUUCUAUCAGUACAAGCACUAAGUAUUCUCUACCAAGUGAAAUGGAUGGAACUCGACUGUUGGCUGUGUGUAAUGUGGCACUUGGAACCUGCUUGGAUUUGUAUAAAAAAGAUUUGUCAUUAACUAAUGCGCCAGCAGGAUAUGACAGCGUGCAUGGAGUCCGUAAAACAGCAAACAUCUCUUCAGAUUUUGAGGAUGAUGAAUUUGUUGUGUACAAAACCUGUCAGGUUAAAAUGAGAUACAUUGUUAAGUUUUGCCUUGCUGGAGACCAAGUAAAGCAGUUUCAGCCUGGAAUUGAGACAGAAUUAGAGCAAGAUACGCCAGCGACCUCACAUUGUCAUUUACAACCCGAAGACUAUGCAUUACCAAGUGUAAAUCUUUUAAACCACGUAAAAACUGGUCUUCAGGACACAUCUGGAAACCCAGUCCCUCUUGAAGAUAUUCAUAUCAAGGGGAGGAUAAUAGACUUCAUAGCACAGAUAGUAGUGUUUCAGACAUACACCAAUCAGAAUGAUCAUUCCAUUGAGGCAAAAUAUGUCUUUCCUUUGGAUAGCACAGCAGCUGUAUGUGGAUUUGAGGCUUUCAUCAAUGGGAAACAUAUUGUUGGAAAGGUUAAAGAAAAGGAACAAGCACAUAAGGAAUAUAGAGAAGCAAUCAGUCGAGGUGAUGGAGCUUACUUGAUGGACCAGGAUGCCCCAGAUGUUUUUACUGUAAGUGUUGGAAACUUACCACCUAAAACUACAGUUCUUAUCAAAGUCACCUACAUCACUGAGCUUAGUUUUCAGAACGGCUGUAUUACUUUUCAAAUGCCUGCUGCUGUGGCUCCUUGGCAACAAGACAAAGCCUUAAAUGAAAACACACAGGAUACAGUAAAGAAGGUUUGUGUUAAACAAAUAGGAACAAAAAAGGGUGGAUUCUGUGUGGCCAUGUCUAUUGAAAUGCCAUACAGUAUUGAACGCAUUCAUAGUUGGACGCACACACUUAAAAUAAAGAAAACAGACUGCAAAGCUGUAAUCAGGACUGUGGAGAACAGUUCCUUGGACAUCAGUGGCUUUACUCUAGAAAUCUGGAUUUCUCAAAUAUAUCUACCCAGAAUGUGGGUAGAGAAGCAUCCAAACAAAGAGAGUGAGGCAUGUAUGCUUGUAUUUCAACCAAAGUUUGAAACAAGUUUUAAAGGAAACCAGUUGUCUGGAGAAAUUAUUAUUUGUCUAGAUUGCUCCAAUUCCAUGGAGGGUUCAGCACUGCAACAAGCAAAGCAGAUUGCUCUCCAUGCUCUACAAACGUCUUGUUUUGGACAGAGAGUGAAUGUUAUCAGAUUUGGCACGAAUUUCACAGAAUUUUCUUCAUAUUCAAAGAAUAUCAAAAGUGAUCUUGCAGCAGUGAAGGAGUUUAUUAUAUCAGCGACACCUACAAUGGGAAAUACUGACUUAUGGAAAACCUUACGUUAUUUAAGUUUGUUGUAUCCUUCUCAAAUAAAGCGUAACAUUCUUCUUCUGUCCGAUGGGCACAUUCAGAAUGAGAGCAUGACCUUCCAAAUUGUGAAAGAGAAUGUCAGACACACCAGGUUAUUUGCAUGUGGUUUUGGUUCCACAGCAAAUCAUCACAUGCUGAGAUCUUUGUCUCAAUAUGGUGCUGGAGCAUAUGAAUAUUUUGACCCAAAAUCAAAGAAUAACUGGCUAAAAAAGAUAGAAAGCCAGACAUCCAGAAUAUUUUCUCCAGGAUGCAGUUCUGUCUCUAUUAAAUGGCAACAGUUUGACUCAAAUGCACCAGAGCCAUUGCAGGCUCCUGCUCAAAUACAGUCUUUAUUUAACAAUGAAAGACUUCUUGUCUAUGGAUUUAUCCCACGUUGUACUCAGGCCACCUUAAAUGCACUAAUAAAUGACCAAGAAUUGCAAGCAAUGGUAUCAACCACUGAAUUACAGAAGACAACAGGAACACUUCUCCACAAACUCACAGCAAGAGCCCUCAUUAGGGAUUAUGAAGAUGGGAUACUUCAUGAAAAUGAAACAGAACAUGAGAUGAAGAAACAUACUUUGAAAGUCCUGAUUAUUAACCUCAGCCUGGAGAACUCCAUCAUAACCCAGUUCACAAGCUUUGUGGCAGUAGAAAAAAGGGAUGUUAAUGAAGUUCAGCCUGCUGGUCUUCCAAACAUUCUUGAACUUAUAGCUGAAGAAGAUAUAGACUUUUUACCCUACAUGGACUGGGAGCAUGAUACAUCUAGACAUGGAUACCUGUUUUCUAAUAGAGGAGUGGGAUUCGGCAGAUGUGAAUUGGCCUCUGACUCCGCUGCCAAACCAGGCGGUGCCCUGGCCCCCGAGGAGACCGAGUCCAGGGAGGAGCUGCUGAUGGCUGUCUACCCCAGGGAGACGGAUGACACCUACAGAGCCAAGUUUGUAUUUCCCCAGGGCACCACUGCUGCUUUCCUGUCUGGCCAGCUGGUGGGGACAGGAGAUAUCCCUGACAGUGCACAGAGAUUAGAAAGCAUGGUCCGACGAAAAGCAGCCUCUGGCAGGCCCAAGAGAGACGCUGCACUGCUGGCUCUGCCUGGCUGGCAAGGAGCUGACACCAGGAUCCGCUGUUUGGAAAGUGAGCAGGAUGCUAAUGAAGUUCAGCAUGCUGGUCUUCCAAACAUUCCUAUGGCUCCAGAACGUUUAGACUUUUUACCCUAUAUGGACUGGGAGCAUGAUACAUCUGGACAUGGAUCCCUGUUUUCUAAUAGAGGAAUGGGUGAAUCGGUUCCUUUUCAUGAAGUAACUAGUGGUUUUUCUGACCACUUCCAAACUGAAGGAGAUGAUAAGCUGAAAAGUUUCCAAUUUCAAAGUGACAAAGAACUUCCCUUGGUUGAACAGUGCAUCUUACCAGAUUCCAUUGGAUUCAGCAGCCUUUAUAAAACUGAAGUUGAAUAUGAUGCUGGUGCCACUGAAGUUGGACUAUUUGCAUCUAUCUCUGAGCCACAACGAAAAUUCAGCGGGUUUAGUCAAUCACUUUUAAAAAUCAGACUUCCCAAGCCUCGAGGUGGUCUGCCUUUUCCUCAACAUUCACAGGCUACUGGCAUUAAUUUUUCUUUUCAAGCUCCUUGCCCUCCUCCUUGCCCUCUUCCUGGCCUUUCUUCUUGGCUUCCUCCUUGCCCUCCUCUUCCUGGCGCUGCUUCUUGCCGCCCUCCUCCUCCUCCUCCUCCUCUUCUUUUUGGCGCUGGUCCUCACCCUCCUCCUCCUCCUCCUCCUCCUCUUUUUGGCGCUGGUCCUCGCCCUCCUCCUCCUCCUGGCCCUCCCCUUCUUCCUGGCCUUUCUUUUUGCCCUCCUCCUUGCCCUCCUCCUCUUUUUGGCUUUCCUCCUUGCCCUCCUCCUGGCCCUCCUGAAUUCAGUCAGGGGCUUUCUUCAUAUACAAAGAGCUCAUUUACUCCUGUGGGCAGAACCCUGAAGAAGGCAAAUUUUGAAGCACAAGUUACUCCUGAAGUUCUUGCUUCAUUAGCUAGGUUAAGACCAGGAUCACCAAUGCUACAAACUGCAUCAAAGUGUAGAGAAAAACUUCAUCGUGAGCUCAGCAAGGAUCUUGUCUUAACAGCAAGGAGGGAAAAACAGUUUGGUAAAACAUCACCACAGAUGAGGAUUCAACGAAGGCCACCAAGUGCUAUAACUUGGACUCAGAUUUUUAAGCUCCAAAAUCAGGAUGGCUUUUGGAAUCUCAGCCCAGAACUUGGGGUUAUUUUGGAUCUUGAUGUGGAUUAUUUAACCAAUAUUUUCCUUGCAAAAAAAGGCAUUUGGACCCUAGGUCCUAAAGGAAGAGAAGUAUUGCAGUUGAUUGCUACACUUUUGGUGCUGCAGUUCAUACGUUAUAAUCAGCAACUGGAAGGGAUAACCUUCAAAUCUCUCAUGAAACUGGAUGAUUCGCCCACUUCAAGUGCUAUUCACUGGGCUUUUGAUUCAGUAAAGAAAGCAGUGGAAUGGGUAAGAAGAGUUGACAGACAAUUUCCAGCUAUCUGCUAUCGACUUGAACUUGGGAAGGAUUGGGACUCUGCCACUAAGAAGUUGUUGGGUAUCGAGUUAAUCAGCACCAACUUUCCUCCAAGUAUUUAAUCACAGAAGACUUCUAUAAGAGUUAACUACUUUACUCAUUUUGCAGUUAUAAGACAAAUUACAGGAGUUCACUGCAUUAAUAGAGGAUAAUUUGAUUUUAUAUCUGUAUAAUUAUUGGGUAGUUUUAAUAUCCAGAGACAUGGAAAUUAACCAAAGACAUGGAAAUUUGGGGUCUUUUCUUAUAUUGUCAUCAAUAAGGACAGAGUAAUUUUAAAUUUAAAUAUAGUGUUUUAUUAAGAGUAAACAUAUACUGCAAUUCACUGUUUAAAACUCAAUAUCUAGCUUCCAUGUUAGAUGAUUUUUAAUUGAAAUUAACCAUUUUGCAGUACUAAUGCUUUUAUAAUGUGUUUAAUAUAAACUUGAUUUCUGCUAUAAACCUUAUCCACUUCUUUGGACCAGUAGCACUAUAUAAAAAAACUGUAAUGUAAUAAAGGAAUUACAUCGGCAAGGAAAUACUUCAAUACACGGAUGUCGACAGGUAUAAGAAGCUGAAUAAUAAAAAGCGAAUAAACAUUUCAAGGUUUUCACUUAGGUAGUUAGAUAAUUCAUUCAGUUGAGUUUCUUAUCAAAAUACAGCCAGAAGAAACUGCAUAUCUGUGAUAAUGAUUAGGGGCAUAUGCCUCUCUCAUGUCAGCAAUCUGUGAAUCAUCAGAUGCUCACCUGCUUCUGGUUGUCCAGGUAGCAGCCUUUUCUUUCCAACACAGACAUUGCUACUUUUCUCCUGUUCUUUUUACAGGUAACUCGUGGCACCUUAGAGACUAACAAAUUUAUUUGAGCAUAAAUUUGUUAGUCUCUAAGCUGCCACAAGUACUCCUGUUCUUUUUGUGGAUACAGACUAAUGGAGCUGCUGCUCUGAAACCUGUUACUUUUACCUGUGUCUUUGGCACCUUGUGGUUGGACUACUGCAAUGUGUUUUAAAUGAAGCUGCAUUUUAAGACAAUGUGAAAAAUACUGCAAACGCAGAAAAUGGUUAUCUGCUCAUUCUGAGAGACAAUAUAAUGCUAAAAAUCUCACUCUGGUUUGAAAACUUUUUAUCUACUGUACAGUUGUUACAAUAAGCACCUAAUGAUGAUUAAUCACUGAAAGUCAUUAAAAAAGCAUAUUUU